Messenger RNA from Daphnia pulex (common water flea), 4338 nucleotides. Its product is annotated as verprolin-like. Bases 1033 to 3705 code for a protein of 890 amino acids. NCBI's taxonomy places the organism in Eukaryota, Metazoa, Arthropoda, Branchiopoda, Diplostraca, Daphniidae. The transcript has 9 exons. The record is from RefSeq and is a predicted model, not a curated record.
GAAUUAACUAAAAAAUAAAAAAACAAAGAAACAAACAGCUUUAAUGUUUUACAAUAAGUGAAUAAUAAUAAAACGCGGGGACAUACUCGUAUAACCACACGACGCCUCCGAUGGCCAACAUGUAUACAAGAAUCCUGUUUUUCCACACACACACACUCCAGCACCUGGCGCGAAGAAGAAAUUAGAAAAAAAGAGAAAGAUAUGACUCGAAUGAUUUAUCACCGCCGCGUCUACGUCACAAGCGCUCCAGCCGAUUCGGGAUGGGCGCUGCAAAAGUGGUAUGUUACAACAGCAGGGCAGCAGCACACACCCAUAAUAACCCUCGAUCGUUUCCCCCGAUACCCUGCGUGACCAUCUUCACCAAGGAUUGGCACCACAGGAUUGGUCUCCGAAACAUUAAAAAAAGAAGCCCAUUUCGUUACAUUUGGAAAUUGAGGUCGUCGUCGGUCGACAGCCAGCCAGAGAACACACACACAAUAGAGAAAGAGAGAUUUUUACGUUCAUGAUCUUCUCUGUGUGUGUUGGUCCUCUUCUUUAUCCCUCUCGUUCAUUCCUUCUUUCUCUUUUUCUUCUUCACGGCAAAAAGAGAAGAGAAGAGAGAAAAAAGGAAAGAAAAUGAAGAGAAUAUCAGAGACUUCCUUAUGCGGAAGGGAAUUGAAAUCUGAAUGCUCGGCGCCUGAAGCGCUCAACCCUGACGUCAUCUCUCCAAGUCACGUGAUAGCGGUCGAAUAGACACAAGGGUGCACACAUAUACCGAGAAAGAAAGAAGAAGAAAAUACAAAAAAUAAAAUAAAAAAAUAACCCACCCACUAAGCGCGAGAAACACACGGAGAGAGAGAAAAGAGACGGGAGAGUCGAGCUUGUUCAUUGCUCCAGCCGAAGCUGGACGGAACACUCCGGUCCGAGAGUCUCGUUUCCAGUAGUAGUGAAAAGUUAGUCGAUGAGAGUCAAACUGCUGCGGCCUGCUGCUAUCCAAUAAUAACGAAGAAAUCCAAAACAAGUUGAUUAUUAUUAUUUGAAAUAACAAUCGCCAUGUCGUACGUCAGCGGCGAACCACGUCAUCCUCCCGUAGUCUCCAGCGUGUGCACGGAUCACGGCAUCUACUCCGGCACGCUGGUGGAUCCCAUCUCGGCCAACAACAUGGAGCAUCAGGGAAGUCAGCAUCGACGCAACAGCGCUUCCUCUUCGUCGUCGUCAGUGACGGAUACGAGCGAUCCGGCGGUCCGUCGCGUCGUCUACAAUUUGUACCGCGGCCUGCUGGGCACCUAUAACGAUAAAGCCAACGACAUCAUCAGCACCAUGCCACCAGAGAUGGUCCGCGAAGAUCAAGGCAUUGAGAAACAAAUCGAGAGCAUGAUAAGACAAUCGGAAGAAAUCAAGAGCGGCGUUGGCCGCAAAAGUAGCAGUGGAAACAUCGUCCCAUUUCAAGCCGGAGAGAAAAGCGGUGUCCGUUCGUCUCCACCAACUAAAGUCAAUCAGCCUUUAGAAACCAGUAACAUGGACGCACCUGCCUGCCAGGAUGGCGGAGCUUCAGUUCAAAUGGCGGCAGGCCUACCACCUCCACCACCGCCACCUCCUCCUCCUCCUCCGCCUAUGCCCAGUCACGGAAUGCCAGCCAUCAAAAUCAAUUCAGAGCUGGGAGGUGGCUCGAAUUCGUUGGGGAAAGCAGGUGGAGGAGGCAAGCACUUGCCAGGCGGGGGAGCGCCUUUCAGUUACAUCCCGCCGUCCGCCAUUCAAAACGCCAUGAUGACCAAAGACAAGAAGCCGUUCACUUACACUCCAGGCGGCAUUGACUUUUUGGCCGAAAUCCGCUCGCCGCGCAUGCAGCGUCGCAUAUCCAAGAACGCGGCCGACGAAGGGGUCGCCAGCCAUCCCCAGCAUCAUCCAACCAAUAAUCCCGCAGGAUCGUCGCCCAAGCCCAACCAGUUGAGUCCUCAAGCUCUGAUGGCGAUGCAGCCCCAAAUGGCGGUGCCCGUUUUCCCGCCAACCCCGCAGCAAAUGCCCGUCCUUCACUCGCCCGUUGUGCAUCAUUCGCCAGUGACUUCGCCGACGCCGGCGGCCAACGUCGCCGCUUCUCCUUUGCCUCCCCCACCACCGCCGCCGAUGCAACACAACUCGUACCAGCAGCAGUCGAGCGUCGAGCCUCAGCCGAUGCGAAUCAAUUUGAAGCCGGCCGUGCCACAAUUUCUGCAAUCGCAACCGCCAAGCCAGCAGUCGCCCGAACAGAUGUUUGAGGAGAUAAUGAACUCGUUGACGGCCAGAAACGCUAAUAGCAGCCAGCCAAGCCAGGUUCACAAUCCGUCUACUCCGGCACAACCGUCGGCGGCGGUGGCGGCGGCUUCUGUUCCAGCGGCAGUGCCGUUCGUCGAGCGCCGUAAUGCCCAGGUCGGAUCACUUUACAUCCCGCCGGUCAAUAAUAAUAAUAAUAGCAGCGCUGGGGGAUCGAAUACCAGCAGCAACAACAACGGACAAUACAAUCCCACCAGCGGACCGAUAUCUCCGUUGGCAACGGCUCAAUUGGCCAAGGCGCCGAUGCCGUGGAUGAAUUCGCAGAACCGAACUUCCAAUUCUCCGACUCCGACAUUCGUUCACCAACAACAGGAGCGAGUCAUCCCCGUCGAGAGAGAAGAGGAAAUCAAAUCGGCGGCGGUGCCAGUCAAUGUGCUGGGCUCGACUUCCGGCAAUAACGUCCGUUUGGUUCCUAUCAUGGUGGAAGGAGGCCGACCAGGAGCCGCUACGGCGGUGGCUCCUCCAACUCCGCAAAGAAGCUCGUCCGUUAGAGACGAAACCGUCCAUCCGCCUUGGCACAAUGCUCCGGGUAAAGUUAUUCCUAUUCACAUGGAGAUCGUCGGUCCCGGAGUUGCUGCUACUCCAUCCUCGUCCGUUCAGAGGCAGCAGCAACCAGAACCUCAGCAGUGCUAUCAGCAACAACAGCAACAACAACAACAGCAAGCCCCCUGGCGAACGCAAGCAGCCGCCAACGCCAACCAAAUCGCUUCCAUGAUGGAAGAAUUGAUGAUGUCACCAACCAGUAACCAACAGCAGGAUCAGUACCGUGAUUCGUCGUCGACUCCGAUGAUGGUCGGAACGCACAUGCGACCAAUGAGCGUUGAGCCGUCGCGAGGCCAGCCAACUCAGUCGCGUUCUUUCAGGAUCUUGCAAAUGAUCCACGACCCGGCCGACGAUUCGGUGGAGGCUGAAGCGGAACCGACCGAGAGCUCCGGGCGCUUGUCGCGAUCUUCGGUCGGUAGCAACAACAGUGGCGGCCCUAGCGGCGGACGUGUCUCGCAGCAAUCGGGACCGCCGCCGCCGGGUGAACGUCGCUUGAAUUUGACUCAGGAUGAUCGUGAACUCAUGGACAUGUUCCGAUCGCAAGUGAACGAAGAGCAAUCACUGCACCAGGAAGUCGAUCCCCGCUACCGCGGCUCGCACAUUCCAUCGCGAGCCUUCCGCAUUUUGCAGAAUUUCACCGCCGACGCCGAUGCAAAUCAACAGCAACAGCAGAUGAAACCCCCUCAAAUGAACAAUCCAGCACCGUCCAGCUCGCAAGGUGCAGCAAUAAGCGACAGACAGCGUGGACCACCCAGCAGCCAGAGCGAACCCGAACCUAAGAAAUACAUGGGUGGAAAUAUCCCGUCCAGAUCUUUUCGAAUGUUGCAAGCCAUGACAGCUCUAGAUCCAAAUGACGGUAAAUCAGACCUCUGAAAAAAUCAUCGAAGAAUUGUCGUUUAGACCACACAAAUUCGCCACAGUAUCGACCCGACGGCGUGACUGGACAUGGAUACAUCAUUUCUUUCCUUUCGACUAUUUCGCGUGCCUUCAUUAUUACUGAACUAAUCAACUUUGAAUGUUCCUGUCAUCAGCCCGAGACUCUAUAUUAUCUUUAAUAAAGAUAUAUAAAGAUUCUUUAUAUAUCGCGUCUUUUCACUCGGAAGCAUUUUCACAUUGGAUCGGGUUUUUCAGUCGAUUGUCUUUUUAUAAUUUUUUUUGACACAUCAACACACUCUUCACUUAUAAUUUGUAAUAUGAAAUCGGUACAUGAAAUCUAGAUAUCAUCUUUUUUUUGGGGUGUGAAUUAUCAGUUACCAUUUUCCCAUUUUCUAGAAAAAAAAAUUAACUUUAUACUUUUCGUUAAAACGUGAUUUACUUAUAAGCAAAAAAGCAACAACAUAAAUUUGGUUGACGCAAUCUCUUUAUUGGUAUGUAGUUUGAAUCACUCUUUUUACAACGCACGUAUAUAUGGAGUGGUGACGAUCAACGAAUUCUUUGCAUAUAAAAUAUGGCUUUUCUUUGUAAUGAAUCACAGGCUUGUACAAUAAAAUCAUCGUUUGGGUUGCA